GCUAAUUAGUCGGUGUUUAGAUCAGCGAGGAACCGGUCAGGAGGAUGUCCCGUCACUUCGAUACCGGAGAUGUGGACGCGCGGCGGCCUCUGCUCACCGGAGAACAGCCGGAUUCCAGCGCGCCGGACUCUGAUGAAGGUGAAAUCAUUUUUGAGCGGAGUAUUGAACAUGAAGGAGUUAGAAACGCAGCCAAAAAGCUGUCUUAUGAAGAAGCAGUUGAAGGAUCAGGCUUCGGUUUGUUUCACUGGCUGCUGCUGCUGGUGUGCGGUUGGGCCAACGCCAGCGACGCCGUGGAGAUCUUGUGCGUCUCCUUUCUGUUGCCGACGGCACGGUGCGACCUGCUACUGAGCUCCGCUGACAUGGGCCUGCUCACUGCCAGCAUUUUCCUCGGAAUGAUGGUGGGGGGUUACGUGUGGGGCUACCUGGCUGAUCAGAGGGGGCGCCGCAAAGUUCUGGUUGUCUCCCUGACCGUCAACGGGGUGUUUGGCUGCCUGGCCAGCUUCUCUCCGUGGUUCUGGCUCUUCCUGCUGCUGCGUUUUCUCAGCGGUGUUGGGGUUGGCGGGUCCAUCCCCGUUAUCUUCUCCUACUUCUCAGAGUUCAUGCCCCGGUUGAGGAGGGGUGCGAUGAUAAGCGCUCUGGCCACCUUCUGGAUGGCGGGAAACAUCCUGGCUGCUGGUCUGGCCUGGCUGGUGAUUCCCAGAACCUGGGCUCACGUCUCUCUGGGAGCGCUGGACUUCCAGAGCUGGAGGCUGUUCGUGGUCCUCUGCUCCAUCCCCAGCCUCUCUUCAGCCCUCAUCUUCAAGCUGCUCAUGCCAGAGAGCCCAAAGUUCCUCAUGGAGGUUGGAGAAGAAGCAGAAGCGAUCCGGGUCUUCAGAAAGAUGUUUGACCUGAACAACCGCAGAAAAGAAAACACUUUCUCUGAGUUCAGUUUAUUUAUAAGCAGUAAACAAAAAGGGGAACUGGAGGAAGUCCGAACUCCUGCUUCACUGCGAAACAUAUUGAAAAAGGGUUUGAGUCCCAUCAAGAAGAUAUUCAGUGGCGCUCUGAAAGGCCGCAGCGUCGCUCUGCUCAUCAUCUUUUACUGCAUCUCUUUUGGGUACUACGGCCUGUGGAUGUGGUUUCCUGAGCUCUUUGAGCGCGUUGAAGACGGCGGCUCGCCGUGCGCCAACAUCUCUCUGUCGUCUCCAGACCACAACCAGAACUGUUACCCGGUCAAGACCGCAGUGUACAUGGAGGGCUUCAUCAUCGCCGCCUCUAACCUGCCGGGGAACAUCUUCACUAUCCUGGUGAUGGACAGCACUGGAGGGAAGGUUCUUCUGUCUGGCAGCCUGGUGGUCUCCAGUGUGAGCGUCUUCCUCAUCUACGUGGUUCAGACCAAAGCUCAGAGUCUGGGUCUGUCCUGCGUCUUCAGCGGAGUGUCUGUGAUCGCCUGGAACGCUCUGGAUGUGGUGGGGACGGAGCUCUACCCCACCCAGCUCCGCUCCUCGGCGCUCGGGUUCUUCACCGGCGUGGGCCGCGUGGCAGCAAUCAUGGGGAACAUCGCCUUCGGGAAGCUGGUGGACUCGAACUGCGCCAUCCCCGUCCUGCUGGUGUCGGCUCUGCUGCUGACGGGGGGACUCGUCGCUCUGCUGCUCCCUCAGACCAAACAGACGGAGCUCACCUGAGCAUGCCGAACGCUGAUGCACAGCGACAGUGACAAUCUCAGAGGCGCUCCAUUUGUGUGCCUUGUCCAAACCUUUCAAUAUAAAAAUGGCCAAAAUUGCCUUCCGAGAAGGAAAUCUGUGCCUUUAAGUCAACAAGUACUUUUAACCUCAUUUUGGGAUUUUUCUGUUUUAGCAAAACACCUGUGAAAAGUUCUGCAGCUGUCGUUUUAAGAAAACCCACAUUCCACAUCGAUCCAUUUAGCAUCUUCAGGCUCAGUGAUCAGAUCCUGUUAUGCAUUGAAAUGAUCAGUCAAAGAAAACAAAUGUUUACUCCUUUAAAAGCUUUUGUGGCUUUACUGUCAGUGGAAAACCAAAGGUUGUCUCUGCUGCCAUUCUUUGUAAACCUUAACGCUGAUGAGCCAAAUCUGAGGGGUUUUUGUUAUGGUCACUUUAUUAUAAUAAACGCCACUUUUCCUACUA
This is a messenger RNA of Oryzias melastigma (Indian medaka), 2123 nucleotides long. RefSeq names its product synaptic vesicle glycoprotein 2 (gene sv2). The record is from RefSeq and is a predicted model, not a curated record. The coding region runs from base 45 to 1664 and encodes 539 amino acids. Gene Ontology annotation, molecular function: transmembrane transporter activity. Gene Ontology annotation, cellular component: membrane. The transcript is spliced from 13 exons. Gene Ontology annotation, biological process: transmembrane transport. Lineage: Eukaryota; Metazoa; Chordata; Actinopteri; Beloniformes; Adrianichthyidae.